AUGAUACAGGCACCAGCUCACCUAGGCCGUCUCCAGCGUGUUGCUUCCCAGUUCACCCCCUACAGCUGGAUGGACUUCGAUUGGAGGCCCACAUUCAGCUUGAAGCGAUGGUUGGCAAUGUUGGGAAUCAUCAUUAUGUUUUUGGCUGCAGAACUGAACACAUUCUACCUGAAAUUUGUGUUGUGGAUUCCACCUGAGCACUACUUAUGUUUGGGACGUCUGGUGUUCUUCCUGUUUGCAGGGGCUGUUGCUAUGAGGGAGGCUUUCCAGUUUCUUGACGACCCAAAUUGUAAGAAGUUUGGUCGUCAGGCUUGGAUGAUAGCUGCUAUAAUUAUAACAGAGCUUCUUAUAGUGCUCAAGUUUGACUGGCAGACUGUUUCUAAGCCCAUUCCAUUCCCUGUUGCCUGUUUCUGGAUUCUUGGCAUUGUGGGAUUGUUUGUUUACACAAUUUGGAAAUUUUACCUCCAUCCACAUAAAGUUAUCGCAAAGAGUCAUCAGACCACUAAUGGUGAUGUUGUUAUGAACAAUAAUGAUAGAAAGACGCAGAAUAAAGCCGAGGGUGGCAGUAACGGCAGUGUAUCCAACUCGCCACUCAAACAGCCUCGCUUCCGUGUCAGCAGGGACAGCCAAAAUGGCAAAAGUUGAAUGAAUAGUCACAAUUAAACAUUGCAUGUACAUGUAUCAGAAGAAAGAAAUGUUAUUUUGCAUAUCACAAACCAUGCUCAACAUUAUUUUCAUACCAGCUAAAUAAUCUCUUUUUAUAAAGAAUCAUCGAUUAUUUCCAUCGUUUCAAAAUCCAGUGUCAGCCAUGUGAGAUGUUUGCUAAGAUAUUUAGCAGAUAUUCUGCACAAAUUGCUCCAAAGAUGAUUGUUUUACAAUUGCAUAUUAUAGGGAAUAUUUAGCUACUUGUUUAUAUUGUACGUACCAGAUUGCCAAAGUUAUUUUGUAUACUUGUACAUGGCCUGUUGUGAGACAACAUGAUUAUAUAGAUUUGGAUUAUGGUUUUAUAAAAGGGAGGGUAAAAAAGGAAAAAUGUUGCAUAUGCUUUAAUGAAAAAUGUAUAUAGUGUAGGUGCUUUUUUGCUAUUGUUGUUAGAAUGCUUUGUAUUAAUGGCUAUACAAUCUAUUUUAGAGAAUCAUGUAUGUCACAUUGGGGGAAUGCUUGUCAUAUUUUACAGAUUGGUCUUUUGUGUAAUUAGUAAAAUGUCAAUGACGAUUCUGUAUGCUGAACAAGAAGAAUUUAAUUUUGGCAGUAGUAUAGAAGGCUAAUAUUAAAGUCAGAAUAAAAUAUACAUUGAGAGGUCUCAAAAGAAAAAAAAUGGCAUUGAAUUAUGUUGUUUGUUUAAAUAGAAUUUGUUGAUUGAAUGGUAUUAGAUAAUAGAUAGCAGUAUGAUUAAUAAUGCAUGAAUUGUUUUACUUGACAUUGAAUAUCAUAGUUCCCUCUGCUAUUGAUUACUUGUCCAUUUUUACAUUUUUUCAAUGUAAGAAUGGCUGCUUUUAUGAUAUUGACUAUGAUAUGCUGGCUGUUUUAUGAUAUUGCAUUUUGGAUUGGCUUAUAUGUUGAUUUUGCAAGGGAAAUAUUUAAAGCUUUGUUUUGCAACCCCGCACUUAUUAAAUAUGCACCAGGUACAGUUAAAUGGUAAUUUAUAUAGCAUUAAACGUAUUUAUAUUCAUGACCCAAAUUAUACUACUGUCUUACUACUCUGUUGAUUGCACAAGACUGGUUUUACUUAGUAAAUUUAAGUAUGAUUUAAGCCUUGAUUAACGAAGUGUGUAUAGUAUUUUAGAGAAAAGAUUAAUUGGCAUACAUUCUGUUAGUAGUAAUUGUUAUAUGCUUAAAAUGGUCUUUAAAUUUUUGUCUAUAUUCUAUACUCUAUAAAAGAUAUGAUUAGUAAAAAGUGUUGCUUGCAGAAUAGACACAGGAUUGUUUAUU
This is a messenger RNA of Lingula anatina, 1932 nucleotides long. RefSeq names its product phosphatidylserine synthase 2. Lineage: Eukaryota; Metazoa; Brachiopoda; Lingulata; Lingulida; Lingulidae. Gene Ontology annotation, molecular function: L-serine-phosphatidylethanolamine phosphatidyltransferase activity. The record is from RefSeq and is a predicted model, not a curated record. Gene Ontology annotation, biological process: phosphatidylserine biosynthetic process.